Molecule: messenger RNA, 3555 nt
Organism: Xenopus laevis (African clawed frog)
Lineage: Eukaryota; Metazoa; Chordata; Amphibia; Anura; Pipidae
Gene: slc6a12.S
Product: sodium- and chloride-dependent GABA transporter 2
Exons: 15
Coding region: 121-1959 (612 amino acids)
Source: RefSeq, a predicted model, not a curated record
CCCUCCCUCUCCUCUGAUAAACAGGCAGGGCUGGAGCUCUGGGGCAAAUCCCAAUGUCUCACUUGUAUUCACUCCAGUCACUGGCCGGCACCCCCCGAGCACCGUCCUACUGCCAGGCCAAUGGGUCGGAAAGACUGUGAGAAAUCCCAGAAUUUAGCCGGAGGCUCGGACGCCCUCUGUGAUGCGGGAGAGGGGAGGAGCCAGGAGCCAAAGAUGGAAGACAGGGGGCAGUGGAGCAACAAGGUGGAGUUUGUCCUCUCAGUUGCUGGGGAAAUUAUCGGAUUGGGCAACGUCUGGAGGUUUCCUUAUCUCUGCUACAAAAACGGAGGCGGAGCCUUCUUCAUCCCGUACCUCAUCUUCCUCUUCACUUGUGGGAUCCCUGUUUUCUUUCUGGAGACGGCACUUGGUCAGUACACCAGUCAGGGAGGUGUCACCGCAUGGAGGAAAAUCUGCCCUCUGUUUGAAGGUAUUGGAUAUGCAUCUCAAGUGAUAGAAGGCUACCUGAACAUCUAUUACAUUGUUAUCCUCGCCUGGGCCUUGUUUUAUCUGUUCAGUUCCUUCACAGCGGAGCUUCCCUGGGCAUCAUGCAACCAUACAUGGAACACAGUAAAUUGCAUUGACUUCGUUGGGAAAUCAGAGAACUAUACGGCCCUGGAGAAUUCUACGUCGCCCGUUGUGGAAUUCUGGGAGAAUCGGGUCCUGCGUCUGUCAGAUGGGAUCGAACACCUCGGCAACAUUAGGUGGGACCUGGCUCUGUGUCUCCUUCUUGCCUGGAUUAUCUGUUACUUCUGUAUUUGGAAAGGGGUCAAAUCCACAGGAAAGGUUGUAUAUUUCACUGCGACGUUUCCCUAUGUAAUGCUGAUCAUUCUGUUGGUUCGUGGAGUUACCCUCCCAGGAGCAUACGAGGGCAUUAUUUUUUAUCUGAAACCGGACAUCACACGGCUCCAGGAUCCCCAGGUCUGGAUGGAUGCUGGGACACAGAUCUUCUUCUCCUACGCCAUAUGCCAGGGGUGCUUGACUGCACUGGGAAGUUACAAUAAGUAUAACAACAACUGUUACAGAGACUGCAUUGCCCUUUGCUUCCUGAACAGCAUAACCAGCUUUGUGGCCGGGUUUGCCAUCUUCUCCGUUUUAGGGUUUAUGGCCCGGGAGCAGGGGGUCCCCAUUUCAGAGGUGGCUGAGUCAGGUCCAGGCCUGGCUUUCAUUGCAUAUCCAAAAGCAGUCACCAUGAUGCCUGUAUCGCCUCUUUGGUCCUGUCUCUUCUUCCUUAUGCUCAUCUUUCUGGGACUGGACAGCCAGUUUGUCUGUGUGGAGAGCCUGGUUACCGCCAUUGUAGACAUGUUCCCUCAGGUGUUCAGGAAGAAAUAUCGCAGAGAAUUGUUUAUUCUUGCAGUCGCCGUGAUCUGCUAUCUCUUGGGUCUCAUUCUCUUGACUGAGGGUGGUAUGUAUGUCUUCCAGCUCUUUGACUAUUAUGCUGCCAGUGGUACCUGUCUGCUCUUUGUUGCAAUAUUUGAAGUUGUCUGCGUGGGUUAUGUCUACGGAGCAAAUACAUUUUAUGAUAACAUUGAAGACAUGAUUGGUUACCGACCAUGGCCUCUGGUGAAAUACUGUUGGCUCUAUGCUACACCUGCAGUUUGCAUGGGGACCUUCCUGUUUUCUCUGAUCAAAUAUAGCCCCCUGAAGUACAAUAAUCGCUAUGUUUACCCAUCCUGGGGAUAUGCUAUCGGAUGGCUCAUGGCACUUUCUUCCAUGAUCUGCAUACCAGUCUAUGCCUUUUAUAUCAUCUUCAGGACCAAAGGAUCCUUUAAGCAGAGACUGAAGCAGCUGGUGACCCCUAACACAGACCUUCCACAACCCAAGAAGUAUUUCACCGCCCUUGCCGAUCCAAAGCACAUAGAGGUUCUAGGCCUGGAAGCCAAGGAUGGACUCAUUGUGCCUAACAAAGAGACGCAUUUUUAAAGGUAUAUCAACAUCUGUCACAGCCUGGUGCUAUUCACUGCCUGGAAGCCUUGACAUUGGCAGCUCAAUGACAUCAUGGGUGUAGGUAUGAAGGAGAGGGAAGUCUCUGCAGUUCCUCUGUUCCUCCUUCAUUUUCAAGUUGGUAAACCCUUGCUGCUUCAUUCUAAAGACUGCAUAAUAUAAAAAAGAGACAUUUAUCUUAUAACCUAGAUCCAAACAUAUCAGAAUGUUCUCAAUGUUGUGAAAGCUCUAUUAUGGAACCCCCCCUCCCCUGAGGGAUUCUUUUGGCCCUGUAUUGGCAUCAAGCAACAACUCAGGAUUGACAGUAUUUCUGCAAUACUUAUGGGCACCCAACACCAGUGUCAGACUGGCCCACCAGGAUACCAGAAAAACUCCCGAUCAUUUUGACUAUCUAUUGGUUAUUCCCUAUUUCUUCAUGGGAAAAAUAGGCUUAAUAUUGAGGACUAGAGCAUAGUAAGUAGAUAUAAAAGACUAGGAGAAUAAAGAGAUUAAAUCAUGAGAGGAAUAAUAGUUUGGAAAGUGGGUCCGCGGUCUACGGUUUUAUGGUGGGCCCCUGGCAUCCCAAUCUGACACUGCCCAACACCAAAUCCAACACUGUUCCCCUAGAUGAGACCUCCCUAGAUGAAAACUUUAUAGUGGUCUCCUUGCAAGUCAUAUCUCUCACUUGUAUUUAGCCACAUAAUAUUACUGAAUUAGUAAGUUUGCACCAGGUCUAGUAAGCCAUAGCAUCCAUUCAGAUGUUGAACAAAUGAUUGUGCCAUGAGCUUCUAGACCCAUUAUACGAGAAACCCCUUAGAAAGCCAACUCAUCAUUUAUUUGAAUGAGGUCUUUUCAUAUAACCUGCCAUUUUUAUUAGUUCUUUGGGGUCUUUACUUUUGACGAAACAGAACCGAAAGACUCACUAAAUAUAUUAACUUCCAUGGUGGAACUUUAUGUUCAAAACAUAUACAACUGUAUUUUGAUUACUCUAAAAAGCCAGAAAAAUUCAGGGCAACAUUUAUAUGGCGUUGAAUUUAAUUUGCCCAAAGACAACAUAUUGAACUUAUCUUUCCAUAUCUCUAGCCCACUACUUGCAGCCUGGAAGCACUGAACUAUUUCUGGUUUGCAGAAGCCAGGCUAGACAUGAUCUCCGCCACACCAUUUUUAUUCUCCAUUAAAUCCGUUGCAUGGGACCUUGUCCUCCCUGAAGACCAUUUUAUGGCCUGUGACAACUGCAAAUGUCUCUUCACAUCAUAUCAAUGUAAAGCCACUCAGCCAAGGACACUUUGAUCCUGCAUCUGGUGGGACAUCAAAAGGAAAGCUCUGCACAUUUCAGCGAUCUGGAACAGAGAUGUUCUUCCAUUUUCACCAUUUAGCGGCACAGUAGGUGUGAACUUACUUCUGCAACAUCAAGAGAAAUCGAAUCACUGGGAAUAUUAUAACCUUAGCAAAUGUAGCCAGCUGUGGUUCAAGCUCAGGAUGUGCAUUUUGAAAGGCGCAGACCCUGAAGGCUAAAAAAUCUUGGGGGCCGAUUCACUAACUUCGAGUGAAGGAUUCGAAGUAAAAAAACUUUGAAUUUCGAAGUAUUUUUUGGGC